Molecule: messenger RNA, 1638 nt
Organism: Aspergillus homomorphus CBS 101889
Lineage: Eukaryota; Fungi; Ascomycota; Eurotiomycetes; Eurotiales; Aspergillaceae
Product: LPS glycosyltransferase
Exons: 4
Coding region: 379-1518 (379 amino acids)
Source: RefSeq, a predicted model, not a curated record
ACGGAGUUUAGUAGUCUAUAUCUUUUAAGGUACAUCGAAGAUCACACCCACUAACCCCAAAGCAGUUAUAUCAAUAGAUCCCGGCCUCUUCGGGGACGCCCAGUCAGAAGCCCGUGCCAAUGAGUGGUGUUCCGCAUUCGGCCCUCCCGGCCUCACAACUGCCGCUUCAGGCCCGAGGAAUGCUACCCCAUGGCCGCAUCCAUAUAGGCCAAGUCUCCCCUUUUGAAGUCAAAACGGUUUCAGUUAAUGAGUUAUCUAAGAGUAAGCAAGUCACCUGUCAGCCACCAUGCAUUCCAAUCUCCUUCACUUUUGUCACCUCUUCUUUGCCGCUGCUAUCUUCGACCAUUCCACCUAGCGCUAUAGAUCAGUGUGGCCAAGAUGAUCCGCGGAAGAACGCAAAUCUCGAGGAUUGUGAUUGCCGCCCUUUUCAGCUAUGGGCUCUUGAUAUUCUUAUUCAGCCAGUCGGCGAGGAGGUUUUGGGCGACGGAUGGAGUGGACAUGGCUCGGAGUUACUUCGAAGACCAGGCUUUCGACCAUAUCAAGAAUCAGACGUUAGGGUUCGAACAUAUCUUCGCGAUCGGAUUGAAGGAGAGAACCGACAAGCGCGAUUUCCUGACGUUAGCUGCGUCGAUGGCCGGGUUUCAGGUCGAAUGGCUGGACGGGGUGCGACCGAGUGAGAUCAAUCAGAAGUCGCUACCGAAUGAAAACACACUCAAACCCUCGGAAAUUGGCUGCUGGCGCGCGCACAUGAAUGCGCUCACCAAAGUUGUCGAAAACUCGUACUCCACUGCGCUGAUCCUCGAGGACGACGCCGACUGGGACAUCUUCAUCAAACAACAACUGCGCGAGUUCGCGCGCGGUGUGCGCUCCCUAACGGGCAACACGCAUGUGUCGCGCAACGCUCCCUACGGCACCAACUGGGACGUGCUCUGGAUCGGCGGCUGCGCGUCAGCCGCCAAGGCCAACGAGACACAAUUCUUCGCCAUCCCGAACGACCCGACGGCGCCGAGCAUCGAGCACCGGGGCACCUGGGGCGGGCCCCUUAUGGAGUGGAAGACCCAGUACCCCGAGUACCCGGAAACGUCGACUCGGUUCGUCUACCGGGCGGAGUACGGGUGUUGCACGUACGGCUACGCGGUGACCAAGCGCGGGGCGGAGCGGAUUCUCGCGGCGCUCGCGGUCGAUCGCAUCGUGGCCGCAGUCGACAAUUCGAUGGGGGACAUGUGCGGCGGGAAGGACGGCCGCCCCCAGAUCGAGUGCUUCGCCCCGUUUCCGAACAUCGUGGGCACUUAUCGUGCCGCGGGGCCUGCCUCCAAGGACUCGGAUAUUCACAACGGAACGGACGAGUGGCACGAGGCUCAGGCGUGGAAUCUGAUGUAUAGCACGCGCCUGAAUAUUCAUAAUUUGGUCGCCGGGAAGGAUACGGUGUACGCCCAGUACGAUGAGAAGUUCCCCUGGUCGAAGCGGAAGCUGAGUCGGAAGAACUUCCACUAUCCGCAGGGGUAUUUAGUGCAUUAGUUCUGUGUCGGGUGCAAAGGUUCUUUCUUUUUCUUCUUUUGUUUGUUCUUCAUGGUGGUGCUUGAGUUUCGAGGGGAAAUACCCGCAUAGAUGUCGUUUGUCUGUAUAUUAAUCUUCCAU